CUGACGAUCAUUUUUGAUGUCUUUAGCCGCAUACAGAGUCCCUUCCCCGACAUGCGCGAAUCUUACACACGAGAAACUCAGCUCUCCGAUUGCUGGAUAAACAUCCGCAGCGGCCUAGUGCAAUGCGGGGUCUGUAAAGGCGGGAACGCAAUUUGGACGGAUAGAGACGAGUUUCUUGGGAAAAGAUGGAGAUGGGGAUGGUAGGACCGAGAUGUAGUAGUUCAUGAGGAGAUUUGCUAUACCACAAUUGCUAUAUAACUAAUGUCCAGGAUCUCGAAGCCCAGAUGGAUAUUUGGAAGCAGGAAUUGAAGACAAGUUGCCAAAGAUGCGGUUCUUGAAGCUUCUUACUGUGGCAUUGAGCGCUCUUCUGUGGACAUCUGCCAAUGCGACAGAUGAUGGAUUGACUACAGCGGUGACGUGGGAUCCAUAUAGUUUGUCAGUCAAUGGCAGUAGGGUGUUCAUAUUCUCUGGCGAAUUCCACUAUCAGCGUAUGCCUGUACCUGAGAUGUGGCUUGAUAUCUUCCAAAAAUUCAAAGCAAAUGGAUUUAAUGCUAUAAGUAUAUACUUCUUCUGGUCAUACCAUUCUCCAUCGAAAGGCGUGUACGACUUCGAGACAUCUGGGAAGAAUGUCCAACGCGUUUUCGAUUAUGCGAAAGAGGCAGGUCUAUGGGUCAUCGCUCGUGCUGGUCCUUAUUGCAAUGCCGAAACGAACGGUGGAGGAUUCGCACUUUGGGGGUCAGACGGCAGUCUGGGGAAUCUGCGUACAAGCGACGCAACAUACUACGAAUCAUGGCUGCCAUGGAUCACGCAAAUCGGAAACAUCAUCGCGGCGAAUGAAGUCACGAAAGGUGGACCAGUCAUCUUGAAUCAGAUUGAGAAUGAGCUUCAGGAAACAACGCAUUCUGCGACCAAUACGCUAGUAGUAUACAUGGAGCAAGUCGAGGCAGCUUUUCGAGCAGCGGGAGUGACUGUUCCAUUUUCGAGCAAUGAGAAGGGAGAGCGAUCCAUGUCAUGGAGUACCGACUAUGAGAAUGUCGGGGGCGCUGUCAAUGUCUACGGUCUGGACAGUUACCCAGGCGGAUUCUCUUGCACUAAUGUGAACACCGGCUUCAGUGUGGUUCGGAAUUACUAUCAAUGGUUUGCCAACUAUUCUUACACACAACCGAACUACUUCCCAGAGUUCGAAGGCGGCUACUUUACGCCAUGGGGUGGAAGCUUCUAUGAUUCCUGUUUGGCGGAGCAUGAUCCAGCCUUCGCAGAUGUGUAUUACAAGAACAAUAUCGGACAGAGAACGACACUAAUGAGUUUGUAUAUGGCCUGGGGAGGAACGAAUUGGGGACAUUCUGCUGCACCUGUUGUCUAUACCUCAUACGACUAUUCCGCUCCGUUGCGAGAGACUAGGCAGAUUCAAGAUAAGUUUUACCAGACGAAACUAGUCGCUCUUUUCGCCCGGAAUUCGCCCGACCUACUCGAAACCUACAUGGUUGGUAAUGGAACGGGAUACUCGGUCUCAACUACAGGUAUCUGGACAUGGGAAAUUCGAAACCCAGAUACGAAUGCCGGCUUCUACACUGUUCAGCAAGCGACCACUAGUUCUCGCGCUUCAGUCACAUUCUCUGCUUACCUCAACACGUCCGAGGGAAACAUCACUGUUCCCAAUGUCAAUCUGAAUGGACGACAAAGUAAGAUUCUUGUCACGGACUACACAUUUGGCACCCAUACUUUGCUCUACUCAAGUGCUGAUAUUCUCACUUGGGGAACUUUCGGAGACGUUGACGUUAUUGCUCUGUACCUUGAAGAAGGUCAAGUUGGGCAAUUUGCAAUCACAAAUAGUCCCUCCAAUGCUUCACAUACCUCUUUCGGCCCAACAGUGUACACAGCUACUUCAUCUGGUAGCACAACAACAUUUGUUUACACACAAGGAGCCGGCCAAACUGUCAUUCAAUUCAAUGGUGUCCUGAUCUAUUUGCUAGAGCAGCAGACAGCAUGGAAAUUCUGGGCCCCAUCGACAACGACUAGCCCAGACCUCAAGCCUAACGAGCAAAUUUUCGUUCUUGGUCCGUACUUAGUUCGGAACGCCACUAUUUCACACGGCGUUGUGCACGUCUCAGGAGACAAUGAUAAUGCAACAACCAUUGAGGUAUUUUCUGGCGAUUCCAGCAUUCAAACAAUCGACUGGAAUGGCCUUCGUAUGAGUGCUACUCAAACACCGUACGGAUCUGUCACAGCUCAAAUCCCAGGAAACGAGAAUCGAACGAUCUCUCUCCCUACGUUGGACAAUUGGCGCUCGGCGGAUUCUUUGCCUGAAAAGCUCGCCUCCUACGACGAUUCGAAAUGGGCUGUCUGCAACAAAACCACUACAUUGAGCCCUGUGGCUCCGUACACACUGCCCGUAUUGUUUUCGAGUGAUUAUGGUUACUACACGGGCGCAAAAGUCUACCGAGGCUACUUCGACGGAGCGAAUUAUACAGCUGUAAACAUCAGCUGCUCUGGUGGUCUCGCAUUUGGUUGGACCGCAUGGCUCAAUGGAGUCCUCAUUGGUGGCAACGUUGGGAAUGCCUCGCUUACGACUACCACUGCUGUCCUCACUCUACCAUCUACCUCUCUCAAAGCUACUGAUAACCUUGUGACGGUCGUGGUUGACUACCACGGGCACGACGAAACCUCCACUGCAAAAGGCGUUGAGAAUCCUCGUGGCAUCCUAGGCGCACAACUCAUCUCUGCUAGUAAGUCGACCACAACGACAAGCACCGGCUUCAAGACUUGGAAGAUUCAAGGAAACGCUGGUGGUUCAGCAAACAUCGAUGCUGUUCGUGGUCCUAUGAAUGAAGGUGGAUUGUACGGCGAGCGUCUCGGCUGGCCUCUACCAGGUUUCACUCCCGACUCCACAUUUGAUCGUUCAUCUCCCCUGACCGGACUCAACUCUUCUGGCAUCCGCAUGUACACCACAACCUUCCAUCUAAACAUCGACAGUGAUCUCGAUGUCCCCCUCGGAAUCGAACUUGGAGCUCCCGCUGGAACCGUUGCACGAGUCAUGCUUUGGAUGAACGGCUACCAGUACGGGAAAUUUGUCCCGCAUAUUGGGCCACAGACUCGAUUCCCGAUCCCGCCUGGGGUUAUCAAUAAUAGGGAAGAGAAUACGUUGGCGGUUAGUAUCUGGGCUAUGACUGAUGCUGGAGCGAGCCUUGACGAGGUUAGUUUGAUUAGCUACGGAGCUUACCAGACGGACUUUACUUUUAAUCAGGAUUGGAGCUAUUUGCAGCCUGGUUGGGAUGCGAGUAGGUUGCAGUAUGCUUGAGAAGCUUCAGAAGUACCCGUAUGCUAUUGAAAAG
Messenger RNA from Mollisia scopiformis, 3332 nucleotides. RefSeq names its product putative beta-galactosidase C. The record is from RefSeq and is a predicted model, not a curated record. Bases 326 to 3298 code for a protein of 990 amino acids. Gene Ontology annotation, molecular function: beta-galactosidase activity. Gene Ontology annotation, cellular component: vacuole. Gene Ontology annotation, biological process: carbohydrate metabolic process. The transcript has 5 exons. NCBI's taxonomy places the organism in Eukaryota, Fungi, Ascomycota, Leotiomycetes, Helotiales, Mollisiaceae.